Messenger RNA from Sphenostylis stenocarpa, 1194 nucleotides. NCBI's taxonomy places the organism in Eukaryota, Viridiplantae, Streptophyta, Magnoliopsida, Fabales, Fabaceae. The record is from the annotation of a GenBank genome assembly.
AUGGAGAAAUUGAGAAGAGUGUUAAAUGAGAUAGCCUAUGCUCACACUCUUUCUCACCUCCCUCCACUUCACCGUUCUCUGGUCCCUUUCCUUUCCAUUGCCUCUACACUCUAUAAACUUCUCCUCUCACUUCGCGGCUCACUUUACCAACAUCGCUUCUUUCAGGUCCAACGUUUGCCAGUUGGUGUGAUCAGCGUUGGUAAUUUGAGUUGGGGAGGCAAUGGGAAGACGCCCAUGGUGGAGUUCAUUGCUCUCUGCUUUUCACGUAACGGAAUUUCACCCCUCGUUCUUUCCAGGGGUUAUGGUGGUGGGGAUGAAGUCAACAUGCUUCGGAGGCAUUUGCUUGGGACACCAACUAAGUUUGGUGUUGGUGCUAAUCGAGCUGCUGUUGCAAGUCAUUUUAUCCAAAAAUAUGGCUACAUUGAUAUUUGUAAGAGUUCAUGGCAUGAGAAACAAUACCUUGAACUAAAGGUCCAGGGUUCUCUUGAUUCAGAAAAAAUUGGGGUUGUAGUUCUUGACGAUGCUAUGCAGCAUUGGAGCUUGUGGAGAGAUUUGGAUAUUGUAAUGGUUAAUGGAUUAACUCUUUGGGGUAACCUUCAACUGCUGCCCCGUGGACCAUUAAGGGAACCUUUGACUGCUCUUAGACGAGCUGAUGCAGUUGUAAUCCAUCAUGCAGACUUGGUCUCUGAGCAUACCCUCAAGGAUAUUGAAUCAAUGAUCCUAGGGAUUAAAAAGUCUGUUCCUAUUUUCUUUACAAAAAUGGAUCCAACUUACUUAUUUGAGGUGGGAAUUAUCAAUGUCAAAAUACCAUUGACGGCUAUUCAUGAAGCUACUAUAUUAUGUGUUUCUGCUAUUGGCUCCGCGGAGCCUUUUGUGAAGAAGAUUCAGAAGAUGGGAGCACUUUAUGUUGAUCGAAUAGAUUUCAGUGAUCAUCAUAUAUUCCAUUCCGAGGAUAUUGAGGUAAUUAGAGUCAAACUUGGAGAACUAGAGGGGAAGUUUGGUUCCAAACCAAUUGUUGUAAUAACUGAGAAGGAUUAUGAUAGGGACCCUGAAAUUCUUAAGCAAUUGUAUCCAUUUAAAGUUUUUGUUCUCUGUUCUGCAUUGAAGUUUCUGCCCUAUAGAGGAAGCACAGAAGAUAGCUUUAAGAAAUUUCUGAAGGACCAUUUAAAAUUAGAAUGGCCUCUAGCACGUUAA